Molecule: messenger RNA, 1311 nt
Organism: Plasmodium falciparum 3D7
Lineage: Eukaryota; Apicomplexa; Aconoidasida; Haemosporida; Plasmodiidae
Product: CH domain-containing protein
Exons: 1
Coding region: 1-1311 (436 amino acids)
Source: RefSeq, a predicted model, not a curated record
AUGACUAUUGUUCCAAAUAAGUGUUAUUCAUAUAAUGAACUUACGAAAUAUACAUGUCACCAUAAGAAUAAGGAAAGGUUAUAUAAAACGAGAAAUUUAAUAAUAUAUUCUUUCUCAGUGAUUAUAAGUUGGAUAAAUAGCAUGUCAAUAUGUGAUAAAAUUGUGAAUGAAUAUAAUAUAUAUGAUCUUAUAAAAAGUGGUGUAGUUCUUUUAAAAAUAAUAAAGAUUUAUAGGCCUCAUCUUGAAAUUAUUAAUAUAUUUUCUAAAGCAAUAAAAAAAAAGUGUGCUUUACAUAAUUUAGAAAAAGUGUUAGAAGUUGUUUAUAAGAAUAAUCCUCAUUGUUAUACCAUGGUAUCUUCAAUAGAUAUUUAUGAUAUGAAAAGGACAAAGGUCAAUUUAUUUUUAAUACAAAUAUUUGAUAUGUUUGAAUUUCAAAGCUUAAAAAAAAUAUCUACUCCUUUAUUACGUUGGUAUGAUAAUUCCCUUAAAACAUUUUCUUUAAGAUUAAAUGAAAGAACAAUAAAUGAUCCUUUUUAUAUAAACAAAGAAUAUGACAAACAAAAAUAUACUUUUCAAAUGAUAGAAGGAGAAUAUAGAUAUAAAAAGAAUAACGAAAUAAAUGAUAAAAAAGAAGAUUAUGAUAAUAUAAAAGAGAACUUAUUAUAUAAUUCUGAGAAGGAGGUAUUAAAAGAUUUUGCAUCGUAUAUAUUGUAUAAAGAUAAAGAAGAGCAUGAGCAAAAUAAAAAUAAAAUAAAAAUAAAUAAUAAUAAAUAUAAUAAUGAUAACCAUCGGUGUUGUAGUAGCGAUGGGGAUAUACCCCAUAUUGUUAAAGAUUUUUCUAAUUGUAUCAAAAUAUUUUUCAUAUUUUACAAAUAUGGUUAUAUAUUAAAAAAAGAACUUAUAAAUAUAUUUCAAUCAGAUAGAAAAAAUAAUAUAUUUUAUUCUUUAAAAAAAUUAAUGAAAAAAUUACAUAUCCCUAUUGUCCUACAAAAUAUAUAUUUAAAUAACCCUUGUGAAGUAGUACUUAUUUUACAACUAAAAUAUAUUUACAAUUUUAUUAUGAAUAAUGAUAAAAAUUUAUUUUCUAAUUAUUAUAUAAAAGAAAAAAACAUAUACACACCACAUGAGAAAAAAUUAUAUCUUAAUUAUGAGGAAGAAACAAACAAAAAAAAUUGCAUACCAAGAAAUAACUUUGUACAUAAAAAUAAGUUAUCACUCAAUGAUAAUUUUAAAAAAGAAAGAACAGAAGAAAUAAGACAAAUGUUUUAUGACAAAAUUAGGAAACAUAUGAAAAAAUAUGACAGAAAAUAG